GAGCUGCUAGGGAAGUGAAAGAACUGACACUCACUGACUCUGUCGCCUGGACAACCAAGCAAAGAGGAGGGAGGGAAAGAGGGAGAGAGAGAGAGAGAGAGAGAGAAAAAGAAGAGAGAGGGCAGAAAACACAUGGAUUCUUCAGGUGAUAGGAUUUAUUGAGGGAAAAUAAUUGUGUCCUUUUUUGGGGGGUCUCUUGUACUGUAGUCUCCCUCCUGAAAACUAGAAGAACUAAAAAAAAAAAAAACGGAGAUCAACAGAAAAUCAAUUUAUACCAGGAGAACAAGUUAGACAUGAAAUAGCAGAGCAGGUUAUACAUCUUCAGGAGCAAAACCCACAGACCUGAACCUAGCACCAGAUCAUACCUCCAGAACAACACGCUCAGGUGCCGUCAUGGAUCUGGAGGACGAGCCGCUGUUGUUUCAGACAGGCUGGGAGGGGGAGGAGGAGGAGGAGCAGGAGGGCGAGGAGGCAGGACACAGGCCGGGGGACGGCGGGGUUGGGGGAGUGUGGAGGGUCGUGGGCUGGGUCUACACAGUGCCCUGGGUGAGCGGGGUGGUGCUGGGAGCCGGAGUCCUGCUGCCCUGUGCCCUCUCCGCCUACAUGUUCCUCUACUGCCCCCCGCUGGACAUCGACCUCUCCUACAGUGCCUUCGAGGUCCACAGCCACUUCUCGGCCGAGCGCUUCGACGCUCUCGCCAUCGCCGUGAAGAGUCAGCUGGGGUCGUGGGAGCGGCACCGCUGCGAGCCGGACGACUACGACACCUCGGCGCUCCGCGACCUCCUCCUGCAGGGGCUGGGCAAGCAGGGGGCGGGCACGUCCGAGGGCUCGCACCCCGAGGGGCUCAACUCCACGUCCGCGAGGCCGAGCGGCCUCCCAGGCGGCGCUCGUCAGAGGAGAGGAGUGGAGGUGAGCCCCGGAGGCCGAGCGGAGGCCGGAGGUCGGCGCCGGGGCGAGGCGUCGAGACCUGAAGAGACGGGCGGCGACGGAGCAGAGAGGGGGAGGAAGGAGCCGGGCGGAAACGCCACAGCCUGGGGCACGCCUGCGGCGGGCGGGCCCUCCGGGGGAGAAGCAGACGGGGGCCGAGGGAGAUCGUUACUCAGGGAGCGGAGGCUCGCGUCCAGCUACUCCUACCAGCAGAGCCAGGCGCUGUGGAGGAUGGAGCUGGUGUUUGUGGCUCAGGGCGGGCCCGGGGACAACAACAUCUUCACCCCCGAGCGGCUCCGCACCAUCCACGGCGUGGAGCGCCUGCUCAUGCAGCACCCCCAGUUCCAGCAGUUCUGCUGGAAGCCCCUGGAGGCUCUGAGGGAUCUCCCUCUGGGGCCGUCCUUCUGCUCCCCCCCCAGCUCCCUGCUCUCCUACCUCUUCCCCAGCGAGCGCGCCGACAAGAUCUACUACGACGGCAUGGGCCCCGACCUGGCAGACAUCCAGGGCGCCCUGAGCUUGGCCAUGACCCACCCUCAGUUCUACUGGUACGUGGACGAGAGUCUCUCUCCGGAGCGUCUCUCCUCCUCCCUCCUGAGGAGUGAGAUCCACUUCGGGGCUCCCCUGCCCUCCUUCUACUCCCUGCAGGACCGGCCCGCGGAGCAGAGGAGGCGCUUCAGGGACUUUGUGGUGCAGUACGCUGAGAUCCUGGCCCAGCAGUCCACCAGCCAGGUGAGGGUUCUCUACGGAGGGACAGAGCUGUUUGAUAACGAGGUGAGGCAGACGUUCCACAGUGACAUGCUCCUGGCUCUUAUCAGCGGAGCCUGCAUUGCUGUGCUGGUCUACAUCCUCACCUCCUUCUCUGUGUUCCUGUCCUUCUUUGGCCUGGCUAGCAUUGGUCUGAGCUGCUUGGUGGCCCUGUUCCUGUACCACGUGGUCUUUGGCGUGAGGUACCUGGGCAUCCUCAACGGAGUGGCCGCCUUUGUCAUCAUCGGCAUUGGCGUGGACGACGUGUUUGUGUUCAUAAGCACCUUCCGUCAGGCCGCUCACCUGGUCCUGCCAGUGCAGCGGAUGGUCUACACGGUCAAAACGGCGGGGCGAGCCACGUUCCUCACCUCCUUCACCACCGCGGCGGCCUACGCCGCCAACACCUUCUCUCAGAUCCCAGCUGUUCAGGACUUUGGUCUGUUCAUGGCGCUGAUAGUGAGCUGCUGCUGGCUGUGGGUGUCCCUGCUCAUGCCUGCAGCCCUGUGUGUCUGGAGCCAGGCUGUGGAGGCGCACGAGAACACCUGGUGGAGGUGGUUGAAGACACUGGCAGGUCUGUCUGUGCUCCACAGUCCAUUGUCAGACGGGGAUGACGACGUGGCUCUCCUGUCAGUGGAGAUGGAGCCAGAGUCCUGUGAGCCAGAUGUGGACAUCCUGUCUCUGUCCCUGGAGGCCUCCCCCUCCCCUCAGGCCAGCGCUGGGGUGGUGAGCGCCAAACUCCAGUGGGCGCUUAAGCGCUGGGUGGCAGAGCCCGCCGUGGAAAACCGCAAAGCCGUUCUAGGUGUGUAUUUGCUGGUCCUGCUGGUGUCUGCUGGCUGCUGCUGUCUCCUGAGACCAGCCACCCACGCUCCGCUCCUGUUCCGGCCGGACACCAACCUCCAGACCCUGCUGGCCCUCCGGAACAACCUCAGCGGUCAAGGCAUCGCCUGCCACAUGUGUUCCGGUGUGUUUAUGGAGAAGCCCCACUAUCUACACACCAACGCCAACUCUGGCUCUUCACCACCUGGCAGUCACCUUCACCAUGACCAGGAUCCUGCCAGACAAUCUCCCCAGAGCCCAGCCAAGCCAAGCUCCAAGUCCAACACAACAGGCCCCCUGCUGACGGUGUACGUCUUCAAGUUAGACAUGGGAGCGUCCGUCAGUCGAUACCGCUACUCUGUCAACGCCAGCGUGCCUUCUCCCUGGAAGGCCCUCGGCUCUGGGCACGGAGACGUGCCGUCCUUCCUGGCUUACAGAGGACCCAACAGCAACUACAGCACCCGCAUGACGGUGUGCGUGUCCCACGUAUACCAGCCCCACGCUAGUUGGAUGCUCACCUCGCUGGGGUGCGACCCGCACCACGGCUGGAGGUCAGAGUUCAGCUUCUACGUGGCUUCGACCCCGCAGCAUCACAGCAGGAGACUGUACUACGCCCAGCACCGGCUCAGUCCUCACCCCAGCAGAGUGUGUGCCGAGCCCCCAGGCUGUGUGUUCAGCUCUGGGCCUGAUGGAGCAACGCAAGGCUCCUUCUAUUCGCCGCUCUCCAACGACACGUCGGCCACCAAGUCGAAGACCUCCGGCUUCAACCCCUGUAGUGGGGGUGGGUGUGGCCAGCCAGCAGUACGCCCCCUGGUGGACACAGGAGCCAUGGUGUUUGUGGUGUUUGGUAUUCUGGGAGUCAACCGCACACAGCGCACAGACAACCAUGUCAUAGGGGAUAUGGGUAGUAUCAUAUUGGAUCCAGAAUUUGACAUCUUCAAGGAAAUUGGGUAUCUCUGUAAACUGUGCAAAGCCAUCAGUGCUAACACAGACCUGGUGAAGCCAGGGGGAGCACAGUGUCUACCUUCAGGAAACAAGCUGUCAUCUAUUCUGCCUCUCCUCCACCCUGAAUGUCGCUCGCUCCCCAAGCCCAACCUCCUGCCAGGCCAACUAUCUCACGGGACUGUAGGGCUGAGCGCUGGCAGGGUGCGCUGGCUGUCCAUGGCCUUCGAGUCUACAACCUACAAGGGAAAAUCCUCCUUCCAGACACAUUCAGACUUUCUUCAGUGGGAGAACUUCCUGCAGGAACAGCUCGCCACCCUCCCACAAUCCUCUGCUCUGCGUCGAGGUUUCCAGACAUGUGAACACUGGAAGCAGAUCUUCAUGGAGAUCAUAGGUGUAGAGAGCGCCCUCUGCAGUCUGCUGCUGUCCCUGGUGAUCUGUGUGGCGGCUGUUUCUGUGUUCACUGCCCAUCCCCUCCUGCUGCUUCCCAUCCUGUUCACCAUCCUGGGGGUGAUCUGUCUGGUGGUGGCGAUCAUGUACAUGCUGGGCUGGGAGAUGGGGGCUGUGGAGGCCAUCUCGCUCUCCAUCCUGGUUGGCUCCUCUGUGGACUACUGCCUGCAUCUGGUGGAGGGCUACCUUCUGGCGGGGGACAGUCUGCCAGAGACCCCCUCUCACAGUCUGGAGCUUCAAGCUAAGCGGCGGAGACGGGCUCUCGAGGCCGUCAACCACGUGGGCGUCGCCAUAGUGUCAAGCGCCGUCACCACGGUGAUCUCAACAGUCCCUCUUUUUUUCUGUGUCAUUGUGCCUUUCGCCAAGUUCGGCCAGAUCGUGGCCAUCAACACAGCGGUGUCCAUCCUGUUCACCCUGACUGUGACGGCGGCCAUGUUGGCCACCAUGGCUCCGCCCUGCUUCAGCAGGCCCCCCGGGGCCGUGCUGAGGGCCGGCCUGGCUGUCAUGGCAACCGUGGGCCUCGGAGCGGCUCUCUGCUGGGCAGGAGGGCUGAUGGGGCGGGGCACCUGGCACACCUUCACCAUGUGAACCAAACUGUUGCUCAACUGUCAAACAAAGUGACCAUGUUAUGUCUGCAGGAGUCUCGACGACUCUGCAGUCCCAGCCUAGAGUUGUAGAAGGAGCUUCUCUAUUCACAAGUCAGCUGGAUCUUGUGUCACUGGUGCCAAUCGAGAUCAUGUCUAUGAUCUCGCCCUUGGGUGAACUAAUGGAUGGUUGGUUUGGUCGCACUUUAUUUGAAAGCACACGGUUUCCAUUGUAGUAUUUCCAUGGUCAAACUUGAUUCCACACGUGAUCAGUUAAUGAUGUUUGUUCCUGUGGUAAUCGUUGUACUAGCACCACAAGACACCGUUUGGUACCAAGUAUGCCUCACUUUUCAUUGUGAUUAGGUUCAACAAAAAUAUAACCAUUGUUGUUGCGUUAUUUAUUACCAGAUGGAAAAGUGAGGUGUAAUAAUAUAGCUACUUUUAAGGAGUAUCCUUAUUUAAAAAAAAGCUGCAUACCGAUGAUUUGAUGAGAAGUAUUCUUCUGACAGUAUUAGAUUUGAUCUGAAUAACCACUUGACUGGAUGUUGAAAAUGACUGGUUUAGUCACAUGGUUCCUCUCUGUGCUUUUUUGACACACCCUCAGGAGUCACUGAGCAUGACCUGUGACCUUUCUGCCAUCUGAUUGGGACAGGUGUUGAUAGAUAUUAGAUAUCGAAUCAUAACUCAGAGAAUAUUCAGGGUGUCACGGUAUUGUUUGUAAGGAGAUGUCACAACGCUGCGCUGUAUCUCAAUGAGUUUCUACAGAAUUUAAUUGUGCAAUAUUGUCACCAUUGGAAUGUUCACACAUCCUAUUUCUCAUCGUGACAAAAUGAUCGUGAAGAGGGGUUGGAGGACUGUAUAAAUGAAACAGCUGCACACAGGUAGCAUUCGAAAAUAAAUUCCAAAAUUAGAAACAGCGCUGAUCUGGCGCUCUCAAUUCUUGUCUAAACUUCUGCGCUUUCCUCCAGCUUGAUUGAUUGACUGCUGGAACUUAAUUUGCUGGAAAGUAACGGCUGCUAUUAAAUUAGAAAUGGACAUUCCACUGACAGUGAGCUGUGUGUUGUUAACCAACGCUCAGAGACUCAUUACCUUACACAACUGAAAUUAUGUUUUUUUUGUUUGUUUUUUACUGAAAUAAUCUUACCUGUUGUACCUUUUGGUUUAUUUGUGUUGGAAUACAUCUAGCCUACGUCAGAUUCACAUGCUGCUAAAUGCAUGAUGAAUAAGUCUUAGAAGGCUACCUGUCGCCAACAACAACCCCCCCAAAAAAACAAGCGUUUAGUCACGCUCCAAAACAUUGUGUAUAUUGUGCUUUUCACAAAGGUGUUUUUACAACAGAAGUAUCAACUACAUGACCAGUUUACCACCUCCUGUAAAUUUGAAGUUCAACCCUCUUGUCGGCUGUGUGAACUUGUCCAUGCAGCUCAAGGCCAGGUAUAGAAGAUCAUAGGAACCUCCACUUGUGAUUCUCUCAGGUGAAGACACUCCACACAUUCUCUGCAUACUUUACACAACACUCAGGGGGACUUACUGUAAACCUCUCAACCCCCGGCAGAGCUCUCAGACUCCAAGAACCACUUCACCUUCUGCCAGUGUGUCUCUACCUCCGCACACGCGACCACUCCCACCCACGAGAAUUCUUUAAUUCACACCAUUCCUGUGACUGGAGUCAAGUCUUGUAAGUGUGUAUUGCUGUUUGAAAUAAAGCUGGUAUCCU
Messenger RNA from Osmerus eperlanus (European smelt), 6180 nucleotides. RefSeq names its product dispatched RND transporter family member 3 (gene disp3). The record is from RefSeq and is a predicted model, not a curated record. Gene Ontology annotation, cellular component: membrane; cytoplasm. NCBI's taxonomy places the organism in Eukaryota, Metazoa, Chordata, Actinopteri, Osmeriformes, Osmeridae. Bases 394 to 4467 code for a protein of 1357 amino acids. The transcript has 21 exons.